UUUAUUCACCCGUACGGAGCCACUCCCCAUUCUUAUGCAACAAUCACUCGCUCUCUCUCAAAAUAGAACUAAAGAUCAUCAUGGGUGAGAAGUCGCCGGAAGAGGAGCACCCGGUAAAGACCUUCGGAUGGGCGGCCAGAGACCCGUCUGGUAUUCUCUCCCCAUUCAAAUUCUCAAGAAGGGCAACAGGAGAAGAGGAUGUAAGAUUUAAGGUGCUGUAUUGCGGGAUUUGUCACUCCGAUCUCCACAACAUCAAGAAUGAAUGGGGUUUCUCAACCUACCCCCUCGUACCUGGGCACGAGAUUGUGGGAGAGGUGACAGAGGUGGGGAGCAAGGUCACAAAAUUCAGAGUCGGCGACAAGGUGGGAGUGGGCUGCAUGGUAGGCUCUUGCAGAUCUUGUGAGAACUGUUGCUGUGACCUGGAGAACUACUGUCCUAAAAUUAUACUAACCUACGGUGCUACUUACAAUGACGGAACCACCACGUAUGGCGGCUACACCAAUGAGAUGGUAGUGAACGAGCACUUCGCCGUCCAGAUUCCUGAGAAGCUGCCGCUUGAUGGUGGUGCUCCCCUGCUUUGUGCCGGAAUCACAGUUUACAGUCCCCUGAAAUAUUAUGGUCUCACCAAGCCGGGCACGCACUUGGGAGUGGUGGGCCUCGGAGGGCUUGGCCAUGUUUGUGUCAAAUUUGCCAAGGCUUUCGGGGUGAAAGUGACGGUGAUCAGUACAUCCCCGAGGAAAAAGGAGGAGGCGAUGGAACAUCUUGGUGCCGAUUCGUUCUUGAUCAGCACUGACGCAGACCAAAUGCAGGGUGCCAUGGGCACACUGGAUGGGAUCGUUGACACAAUCUCUGCCGUUCACCCCAUCAUGCCUUGGAUUGCUCUGCUGAAGACAAAUGGAAAGCUUGUUAUGAUUGGAGCACGAGGCAAGCCAUUAGAGUUGCCUGUUUUUCCUCUGCUCAUAGGAAGGAAAAUGAUAGGGGGCAGCGGCAUUGGGGGAAUGAAGGAGACUCAAGAGAUGAUCAAUUUUGCAGCGGAGCACAACAUCACAGCUGACAUUGAGGUUAUUCCGAUGGAUUAUGUGAACACUGCGAUGGAGCGUCUCGUGAAGGGCGAUGUCAGAUACCGAUUUGUUAUCGAUGUGGGAAACACAUUGCGUGCAGCCUAGUCUGGAACUACGACUGGCUGCUUAAUUUCUCCAAAAAAGUUUUUGUAAUUUCGACUUGCAGGGAACUGAAGGAACGCGGUGUUUUUAUUUCAUGCUUGUUCAUCUCUAAAACAUAUAUAGUCUCUGGACUACAUAUUGUAUGAAUAAGAACUGGCUUCUUCUCUGUGA
This is a messenger RNA of Diospyros lotus (date-plum), 1334 nucleotides long. RefSeq names its product probable mannitol dehydrogenase. Gene Ontology annotation, biological process: lignin biosynthetic process. The record is from RefSeq and is a predicted model, not a curated record. Gene Ontology annotation, molecular function: zinc ion binding; cinnamyl-alcohol dehydrogenase activity. NCBI's taxonomy places the organism in Eukaryota, Viridiplantae, Streptophyta, Magnoliopsida, Ericales, Ebenaceae. The transcript has 5 exons. The coding region runs from base 81 to 1166 and encodes 361 amino acids.